Messenger RNA from Eufriesea mexicana, 3389 nucleotides. Its product is annotated as membrane-associated guanylate kinase, WW and PDZ domain-containing protein 1. Gene Ontology annotation, biological process: signal transduction. The coding region runs from base 189 to 3185 and encodes 998 amino acids. Gene Ontology annotation, cellular component: cytoplasm. The record is from RefSeq and is a predicted model, not a curated record. Gene Ontology annotation, molecular function: protein binding. The transcript has 11 exons. NCBI's taxonomy places the organism in Eukaryota, Metazoa, Arthropoda, Insecta, Hymenoptera, Apidae.
GUGUGACGAACGCGAGUACGUUUCACUCCAUUGUCAUUUCGAAAUGAUGAGCAUUUCCGCGGUCUCAAAGUGAUUCAGUGUCGAAAUAUUUCAGCCCGUUUUUACGGCUGAGCCACGAUGGUUGAGUCAAUCGGGAAGCGUAUUGAAAGAAAUCAACGAUAUUAAGGUGGAGCUAAAGGAAUUAUAAAAUGGCUACAAAAUCAGAAGAUACAACAUCUAUUGAUAAUACUAAUGAUGGAGAAAGCAUGGACAAAGAGGUAUUAGCAAUUAGUGGAAAUGAUGAAACUAAUCAUCGUAUUCCACCUACAUAUUUGUAUAAUCCAGGUUCUGAACAAAAUACAGGAAUAUCCAAUCAGGAUCAAAGUAAUAGAAAUCGUACUCAAGCUACAGAAGAUCAAUUAGGACCUUUACCAUCAAAUUGGGAGAAAGCUUACACAGAUACAGGAGAAGUUUAUUUUAUAGAUCACAAUACAGGUACAUCUCAUUGGUUAGAUCCACGUUUAUCUAAAUUUCAAAAAAGAUCUCUUGAAGAAUGUUUAGAUGAUGAAUUACCUUAUGGUUGGGAAAAAAUAGAUGAUACUCUUUAUGGUACAUACUUUAUUGACCAUGUAAAUCGUAGAACUCAAUAUGAAAAUCCUGUGUUGCAAGCAAAACGGGCACAACAAAAUUCAGGAGAAAGAAAGAGUCCUAAUUUUACAAGAAAUCCUGACAAAUUAAAAGGCCAGAGAAUAAGAACAACUUUAAUAAAGAGUUCAAGAGGAUUAGGGUUUACAAUUGUUGGUGGAGAUGAUUCAGUAGAGGAAUUUUUACAAAUUAAAAGUGUGGUGCCAAAUGGCCCAGCAUGGUUAGAUGGAAAAUUGCAAACUGGGGAUGUCUUAGUAUAUGUUAAUGACACAUGUGUUUUGGGUUUUACACAUAAUGAAAUGGUAAAUGUUUUUAAAUCAAUUAGCAGUGGUGAAACUGUUACACUGGAAGUGUGUCGUGGUUAUCCAUUGCCAUUUGACCCAAAUGAUCCAAACACAGAAGUUGUUACAACUAUUGCUGUUAAUGCACCAGAUAUUUUAACAGAAGAUCCUAGAAUGUACAUGGAUUUGGAUCCUGCUUUGCAAAGUAAUGGUCGUUUUAAUUUUUUGGAUACUACAUUUUUGCCAGUCCAUAGUCUUCAAAAUGGUGAAAAUCUUGCCACAACCUCUGUCAACUCAAUGCCAGAUCUUUGUAUUUCGGAUAAAAUUAAUACAAUUAAAAGACCUAGUAGCACAGAUAUUUUAUUAUCCGAAAGCAGUGAUUUAAAUGAUUGUAAAGACUCAUCAAUGUCUUCCAAACCAGAAUUUUUCAGUAUUGCGAUUGUAAAAGGUACUAUGGGAUUUGGAUUUACAAUAGCAGAUUCUGCUCAUGGUCAGAAAGUUAAAAAGAUUUUAGAUCGUCAACGUUGUAAAAAUCUAAUGGAAGGUGACAUUUUAGUCAACAUAAAUGAUAUUAAUGUGAGAAAUAUGUGCCAUUCAGAAGUGGUACAAGUUUUAAAAGAUUGUUCUCGCAAUGAAGAAGCAUUAAUACAUGUGCAAAGAACAACAUCAAAAUCAAAUGAAAAAAAAGAAAAAAAUUCACAAGAUUUCUUUAGAAGUAAAACACCUACAGCUGACAUUUAUAGCACUCAGACAAAAACUGUUGUCCCAAGUCGUCCAAAAACCCCACUUAUUGAUACUAGGAAUCGCCCAAAGUCCCCACCUGGUGCAAUUAGGUCAAAUUGGAAUGAACAAAGUGAAAACGAACUAAAUCCUCUAGAUAAUCGAUACAAAUACUCAGAAUACACACAUGGCAUGUAUUAUAAUGAUCCAUAUAAAGCAAAUAUAACAAAUUUAUCUGAUAACUUUGCUACAAUGACAAACUUAGAUGACGAUUCUGUAAGAAAUGGUGCAAAGAGAGACUGGGUUACAAAUGAAAAAUUAAACAUAAACAAUGAUGUAUAUUCUAUUGAUAUACCUCAUCAUGAUAACAUGUUAAAACAAAAUGGAUGUUUACAUUCAGAUUACUAUAAAGACCUGUAUACAUCACAGUCUCAUUCUCAAUAUAGUGAACAAGAUUACAAUGUUUAUUCUAUAGGUCAAGAACAAAAUGUUGACACUGGUGAAAUAUGGGAUAAACGAAAAGAAACUACUAGUUUUGAGCAUGAGCAACCACAUUCCAGUUCAAUACCACGAUAUCCUCAAUAUAGUAACGAGUUAGUAUGUCCAAUCGUGCCUGAUAUAGAAUGGAUAGAAACAUUGGUAACUUUAGUAAGACAGGAUACAGGAUUUGGAUUUAGAAUAGUUGGUGGUACUGAGGAAGGAUCUCAACAGGUUUCAGUUGGACAUAUAGUACCUGGUGGAGCAGCAGAUUUAGAUAACAGACUAAAUACAGGUGAUUUAAUUAUGUCAGUUGAUGGUGAGAGUGUUAUGAAUUCAUCACAUCAUCACGUUGUUCAGUUGAUGAUAGCCGCCGCUCAAAAUGGUAGAGUCACAUUGGGAAUUCGUCGACGAAUUAACACUCAAGAACAUCUUCCAGAAAAUCUUCAAACUCCAUAUAAUAGACAAAUAAAUCUACAGUAUCCUUAUGAUGUGACGGUCACUAGAAUGGAAAAUGAAGGUUUUGGUUUUGUUAUCAUUUCUUCAGUUAAUAAAGCCGGUUCGACGAUAGGUAGAAUAAUCGAAGGUUCACCCGCGGAAAGAUGUGGGCGAUUGAAUGUUGGCGAUCAUAUUCUUGCCGUUAAUCAUGUAGAUAUUACAAAUGUUUGUCAUAAAGACAUUGUGAAUUUAAUUAAAGACUCGGGUUAUUCUGUUACAUUGACAAUUGGUUACCCUCUUGAUGAUUGUUGUAGUAAUACGUCUUUAUCUCAAAAGGAUGAACCAACAUGUGAUGGAGAUGGAGGUCAAUAUCAUGCUGUUGAAUUAACUCGUGGAACCAGAGGAUUUGGUUUUAGUAUUCGGGGAGGACGUGAAUUUCAAAAUAUGCCACUAUUUGUAUUGCAAAUUGCAGAAAAUGGUCCAGCAUCUAUCGAUAAUCGAUUAAGAGUCGGUGACCAAAUAAUUGAAAUAAAUGGAAUUAAUACUAAAAAUAUGACACAUACAGAAGCUAUUGAAAUUAUACGAAACGGUGGACCAUCCGUUCGACUUUUAGUUCGACGCGGUUGUCAGAUGCCUUCAGUGUGAGAGUUAGAUUAAUACUGUUUUACAGUACUAUGACAUUUGGUACAGAAAUAUCUGGUGCAAACAGGAAACAGUGUGUUAUAUUGUAUAUUUUAUGGAGUUGGUUAUACAUAUAUGUAGGUAUGUAGUAAGAUAUAUACUUUUUAUAUGCGACACGUUGAAAUCAAUCUUUACAACACCCACAUGUGCAGCUUUUAUAUUUGAUAA